UGAUCAUCCAUCAGUCUUUUGAUGUUAAAUCAAAACAAAACCUUAUUCUCAUACAUUCAAUAGUAGUCAUAUAAGUGUAAAUGUAGUUUUCUAGUAUGGAAAACCACACAUGUUUUAGUAAUAUUUCCAUAAUUCUCCCGUGAUCUACUCUGAAGUCGAGUCAAACGGAACUAUCACAGACGCUGCAUAUUCGCCUUCUUCACCAGUGAAAGGAUCAGCCGCCACAACAGUUCAGAUUGAGCCAGAAUGGGACACGCCAGCUCAAAAUCGGACCUUUCUUCUCCCGACGGCUCGAGGUCGUCUCACUUGUCCCGCGCGGGAAAAUUUGGUCAAAGGCUUCACCUUCAUCGCCACCAUUUCCGUCGUCGGUGUAAAAGUUCUGGUCCCGAUUCUGCCUCUCACCUGUCUAAGCUCCUCAAGGAUGAUGAUUUCGCCGGCAUCGCUUGCCUCCGUCUCGUUAAAGCGGAGAUGAAAUUCAAGGACAAAUGGCUUGCUUGUAUCUCGCUUGGUCUACAAACUUUCCGCACUCAUAUAUCUGACAACACUGACAAGCCUACAUGGAACUCGGAGAGGAAACUUCUUUUAGAAAGAAAUGGGGCAUAUGUUGUCAGAAUCUCUGUGUUUGAGACGAACAAGUUAUCCAAGAACAAUUUGGUUGGUUAUUGUGAGGUUGAUCUACUUGAAUACCUUUCCCAGGACUCUGAUUCUGAUGUUGAGGUCUUUGACUUAUUAGAUCCAUCAACACCAUCUUUAGUUGUUGGCUGUAUAUCUAUUUCAUGUUCUAUUGAGGAUCCAGUUGAAACAGAAAAAAGUUUUACGAAGCGCAUCUUGUCUAUAGUGGACUAUAAUGAAGAUGGAGAGCUUUCAUUGAAUGAAUUCUCUGAUUUAAUUGAUGCAUUUGGCAAUAAAUUAGCUGCUGAAAAGAAAGAAGAGCUAUUUAGAAAGGUUGACAAAAAUGGGGAUGGUGUUGUCAGUUUGGAUGAGUUGGCUAUGCUUUUAACUGCACAUCAAGAAAAGGAGCCACUCAUCAACUGCUGCCCAGUUUGUGGCGAGGUUCUUGAAAUCUCUGAUUUGUUGAACAGCAUGAUUCAUUUGACACUGUGCUUUGAUGAAGGAACUGGGAACCAAACUAUGAUGGGGGGGUUCCUCACUGACAAACAGGCUUCCAGUGGAUGGAUGUUCAAACUGAGUGAGUGGGCACAUUUCUCAACAUAUGAGGUUGGUUUGAGGUCUGGUUCCAGUGCUUCACAUAUAUUGGUAUAUGAUCGAAAAAUGAAGAGGCUGGUGGAGGAAAUUAUAGAUGGGAAGAUUGUACUGUCAAUGAGAGCCAUUUAUCAAUCUAAGUUUGGGCUUGGUCUUAUGGAUAAUGGGGCAAAAGAAAUCCUGCUGAACCUCUCUGAAAAGCAAGGGAAAAAAAUGGAUGCUCUUGAUUCUGCUAAAGAUAUACCAAAAUUUCUUGAAUUGUUUAAGGAUCAAAUCAAAAUUGAUGAGGUCAAGUACCCACUGGAGCAUUUUAAGACAUUCAAUGAGUUUUUCAUAAGAGAACUGAAGUCUGGUGCACGCCCAAUUACCUGCCCGGAGCGCAGUGACAUCGCUGUAUGUGCAGCUGAUAGCCGCCUUAUGGCGUUCAACAAUGUUAAUGAUGCUGCAAGAUUCUGGAUUAAGGGCCGAAAAUUUUCCAUCCAAGGGCUUUUGGGUAAUGAAGCCUGCUCCAGUGCAUUUGUUGAUGGAAGUUUGGUGAUAUUUAGGUUGGCACCACAGGAUUACCAUCGUUUUCAUUUUCCCGUCUCUGGAACUAUUGAGAAAUUUGUAGAUAUUCCUGGAUGCUUGUAUACAGUGAAUCCUAUUGCUGUCAAUAGCAAGUACUGCAACGUUUUCACAGAGAAUAAGAGAGUUGUAUCAAUAAUUUCAUCAGAGGACUUCGGAAAGGUUGCCUUUGUUUCAAUUGGAGCAACAAUGGUUGGCAGCAUCACUUUUUCAAAGAAGGAGCAUGACUAUGUUCACAAGGGAGAUGAGUUUGGAUAUUUCUCUUUUGGUGGAAGCACUGUAAUUUGCGUCUUUGAAAAGGGUUCCAUAAGGAUAGAUGAGGACCUCCUGGAAAACAGCGCACGAUCACUUGAGACAUUAGUUUUGGUUGGAAUGCAGUUAGGGGUAUCCAUGAAGAAACAUGCUGAUGUCAAGUCUAAACUUGAAAACCUUUCUUUAGGUCUGCAAGCUAAGAACCGAUCAAGAAUUUGCAUGCAAUGCUGAGUUCUCGAGAACAAAUGCUCAUUCUUCAUUUCUGAAACGGGAGUGGUCCUCACAACAAUGGCUCCUGGGCCUACUUCCUCAUCGUCUUCUUCGUACGUGAGCGCACCGUGUUUCCCUCGGCGGGUCUGCAUUCGGAAUUCUAGCUGUUCGUCGAGGUACAAUGAGUACGUCCUCACAAACGCCGAAAAGUCCCAUGAGUUAGAGCGGGAGUCACGGAAAUCAGACAUGUUCAGGAGGCGGGUCCCGCGCCGGGUGGCGAAGAAGAACUCCUGCUCGUAGGAUUGGUCACCGUCAAUGAGCAAGCGGUGGAUGACCAUAAGUGACUUGAGCGCGACAACCCAAUUCUUUGUCUUGCUGAGGCGGCGGGAGAUGGUGCUCACACAUGCACCCACAUACGCACGUGAGUAGCACGUGAGACAAAGAAUCUCCCGGAUGUGCUUCUCUUCCGGCGGGUAUUCCUCGUGCCGGGUUGCCUUGACAAUGGCGAUCUCGAGCUCCGAGAGGGAAGCGCUGCCGCCUACUUUGGCCAGGCUUAUGCUUGUCUGGUCUUUCACAGCCCCUAUCGCCUUCCUCAAUUUACUCGGAGCCAUGAUAUUAUUUUACGUAAUUAUUAUGAAUUUAGCUAUUUAUUCGUUCGAAACAGAACUAAUAAUAGGAUCAAUGAAAUAAUUUCAAUGCAUGCAUGGGAAGCUAACAAUGACAUGCAUGCAGAAUGUAGGAAAGUUGUUUAUUGAGGGAGAAGAAGAGAAGAAAAUGAUGUAUCCUCAGCUCUUCUCCUCUUGAAAU
Molecule: messenger RNA, 3036 nt
Organism: Cuscuta europaea
Lineage: Eukaryota; Viridiplantae; Streptophyta; Magnoliopsida; Solanales; Convolvulaceae
Source: the annotation of a GenBank genome assembly